Coccinella septempunctata (seven-spotted ladybird) is the source of this 1927-nucleotide messenger RNA. Its product is annotated as guanine nucleotide-binding protein G(s) subunit alpha-like. Gene Ontology annotation, molecular function: G-protein beta/gamma-subunit complex binding; GTP binding; GTPase activity. Bases 355 to 1518 code for a protein of 387 amino acids. The transcript has 6 exons. The record is from RefSeq and is a predicted model, not a curated record. Gene Ontology annotation, biological process: adenylate cyclase-activating dopamine receptor signaling pathway; sensory perception of chemical stimulus. NCBI's taxonomy places the organism in Eukaryota, Metazoa, Arthropoda, Insecta, Coleoptera, Coccinellidae. Gene Ontology annotation, cellular component: heterotrimeric G-protein complex.
CUGACAGAAAUUCAGCUGAUUGGUGGAAUCGAGCCCUUUGAAUUUUUAACAUGGAAAUGAAGUACUUUGAUAUAAAAGGUUUAUGUACUGCUAAAUCCUUUGUUUUGUUCUGCAAAUUUAUGAUUAAUUGAAUUCCAGUUAGCAUUGGAUACGGUAGUGAAACUGAUCUUCAAUUUUGUUUACAUACACAGUAACAAAAUAACCUUGUGUUUAUACUCUGUUUAUUCAAAUAAUGAGAUAAUAUGUACUUAAGUAAACAACACCUUCUAUUUGAAUAUCAGAAGUAGAUGAAGUGCUUGGAAUGAAAGGAAGAUGUAUUUUUAUUUCUUAAAAACAGAAUGGACAUAAUGUAAUAUGACAGAAAGAUUAUUGGAUUGUGGAUGUAUAUUUCCACUUCUUCCAUGUUUUUACACGCCUUCCCCAGAUGAUGCAAUGGGGAAACAGAGAAGUGAUGAGAUAGAUAGACAACUUGGUAAAGAACGAAAAGAAUUCCAGAAGGCUCACCGGCUCCUAUUAUUGGGGGCCGGUGAGUCAGGAAAAUCAACGAUUAUCAAACAGAUGUAUUUGAUACACGUCAAAAACUUUUCUGAAAAAAUGAGAAUUGAAAAGAGAACUGAUAUAAGGGGAAAUUUAGUUGAAGCAAUUGUUAGUAUUCUUGAAGCUAUGCCCAAGUUGAACCCUCCAAUUGAAAUUGAGAAUCCAGAUAAUCAGGAGAAAGCUAAUUGGAUUUUGGCACAGUCAUAUAAAGCCGAUAAACUGCCAGAGGAAUUCUAUGAUUUUUGCUCUACUUUGUGGAAAGACAAAGGUGUGCAGGCUGCUUUUGAAAGAAGUAAUGAGUUUCAGUUGAUAGAUAGUGCACAGUAUUUCAUCGAGAGACUUAAUUAUAUACGAAUGGAAAACUAUGUACCAACAGAACAAGACAUAUUGAGAUGCAGAGUACUUACAAGAGAAAUUUAUGAGUUGGUUUUCCAAGUAAAUAAUGUAAAAUUCAGGAUGAUUGAUGUGGGGGGUCAAAGAGAAGAACGGUGUAAGUGGUUCCUAUGUUUCAAUGAUGUAACUGCAAUAAUUUUCGUAACAGACUGUAGCUCAUAUGACAUGGUUUUAAGAGAAGAUGAGACAAAGAAUAGACUUACCGAGAGCUUAGAUUUGUUCAAAGUUGUAUGGAACAAUCGGUGGUUGAAAACAAUAUCGGUUAUUCUGUUCUUAAACAAACAAGAUAUAUUUAGCAGAAAAAUUCUUUCAGGAAGGAGAAAACUGGAACAUUAUUUUCCUGAAUUUGAUAAGUACAAAACUCCUGAAGAUGCUAAGCAUGAAGUAAAUGAGUCUCCUCAAGUGACAAGGGCGAAAUAUUACAUCAAAAAUGAAUUUGAGAAAAUUUGCAAGCACACCAAUCAUGCAGACCAUCGACUUUAUCCUCAUUUCACAUGUGCUGUGGAUACAGAGAAUAUAAAAAGAGUAUUCGAUGACUGCAGGGAUAGCAUUCAGUGGAAAUAUCUGAAAGAAUUUGAUUUGCUUUAAUUUUGAUAUACAUAUUUAUUAUUGCAAGUAAAAGAGUAGAUGAGAAAUAUCUUUGUUUGUCAUUGAUUUUCCAUUAGUUUGAAAUAACUGUUGGGAAAAAAGUAUGUGUUUUUCUACACAAUUGAAGUUACCAUAUUAUAGUCUAUUGAAGAGUGUAAACAUAACCAGAGAUUAUCUAUAUAUAUAUAUAUAGGAAAAAGAGCUUGUUAUGGAACAAAUGAAAUUUUGCUUAUGAGGAAUAUUGAAUUUCAAAACACACUGAACAUACUUCAGUUCAGUCUGAAUCUCACAAUCUUAUGUAAAAGACAUCGUUGAAUUCCAUAUACACGAAUUUUAUUGAUAAUGAGUAUUAUUUUUAUGUAUUAUUUUGAUGUAUUUAUCAAUCAUGAAUAUAUAUUUCUACAAAAUA